This is a messenger RNA of Juglans microcarpa x Juglans regia, 3042 nucleotides long. RefSeq names its product LOB domain-containing protein 27. NCBI's taxonomy places the organism in Eukaryota, Viridiplantae, Streptophyta, Magnoliopsida, Fagales, Juglandaceae. The record is from RefSeq and is a predicted model, not a curated record. The transcript is spliced from 2 exons. Bases 733 to 1602 code for a protein of 289 amino acids.
AUCACCCAUCUGAUAGAAGAAAAAGGAAAAGAGUUUUAAAAAGUGAUGCACAAUUACUGUCCAAGACGUCCCAACUAGGUUGGGAGCUGGUGAGUGAGAAAAGGAGUGCAACACUGGAGCUUAUAUAUCAAAGAAAAAAAGAAAAAAAAGGAAAUGACACGACCACAGACACCAAAAUGAAGGAGUUGGUGUGAAAAAGCUAUAUAUGAGGCUAUGAGCAAGGUGCAACAGCACUAAUGAGGUGGCCCAAAGAGUUAGGCCUCUCCUCUAAACUCCGAACAUUUGUCCCCCAACGGUGCUGACACAUGACUUCCAUAAUCAAAACAAAACUAAAUAAGCAAUCACCUAUUAUCUCGCUUUCGCUUCCUUCUUCUUUUACUCAGUCUCUUCCUCACCCAGCAAAAUCCGGUCUUAUUAGACCUGUUCAGAUCAUAUUGCUACCCAUUUCAGUUCCAACAGCCCCACCCCCUCCAACCUCUCUCUCUCUCUCUCUCUCUCUCUCUCUCUCUCUCUCUCUCUCUCUCUCUCUCUCUCUCUCUCUCCCCCCUAUACCAUUUCUUCCACGUUCUUCCUUAUAUUAUCACCAUAUCAUAUCUCUAUGACCCCUUAGUUGUUAUACCAUUUAUUGUUUUCACCCUUCUUCUUAUCCAUCGUCUAUCAUGAUCGUCAUCUUCUUCCUUAAAACAUUGCUUCUUGGAUUCCUACUAGCAACACCAUAAGGUGUUGGGAACUAUGACCCUUAAGGGUGGCACGAGCCACGCUUGCGCUGCAUGCAAGUAUCAAAGGAGAAGGUGCUCCGCUGAGUGCCCUCUUGCUCCUUACUUCCCUGCUGAACAGCCAAAGCUAUUCCAAAAUGCUCACAAGUUAUUUGGUGUCCGCAACAUGUUGAAGAUACUAGAGCAUUUGGAGCCUAGUCAGAAAAAUGAGGCAAUGUGGUCUAUCAUCUGCCAAGCCAACAUCCGAGACAAGUCUCCGGUGUACGGCUGUUGGGGGAUAACGAGGCAACUACAGUACCAAGUGCUUCUGGCAGAGGAGGAGCUUCAAGCUGUUAAUGCACAGCUUGAGAUGUACCGGCAACAACAUCAGCAGCAGCAGCAGAUUUCUUCUAUGCCCAUUGAUAUGACCUCGCAGUUAGAAUUAGGUAUGGCGCCCCCCAGCAAUUCCCUUUCACUUUUCAACCAUACUCCACAGCCUUACAAUGUCGUCCCUGCUUUGCCUGUAACGCAACAACAGCAGUCUUACUCUAAUAGCAGCAAAGCUGGUUACAACUCCUCUGCUUUCAUGGAUACCAAGGAUAAUACUGCAAACCCUUUUUGGGUUCAACAUUCUUUUGCCAAUAACAAUAACAAUUCAAUGGCAACAUUUCAGUCUCAGUUGGCCGCCUCCCAACCACUCGCUAUCCAACAAGUAGUUCAAGACUAUGAUGAGAUGCGUCCUUUCUUUGAUACCAUUGAUGACAGACAAUCAUACAUUGAUUCCAAAGAGGCUUAUGAAUCAAGCUCGGAAGAAUCCUUGAAAGAUACAAACCAGUCAAUUGAGCACGUUGCAGAGAAUGAAUUGAAGAGUGCUGCUGCAUGCUUCAGUCUUACCAGCGUCAACUGAUCAAAUGAGGCCAAGAACUGUAGCUUGUUUUCCCAUUCUUUAUUCUAUUUCCCCAAAGUUGGUGCAUAGAAUAAAUUCCACAAUUUUGAGAUUCUUUCUUUUUAACUUAAUGUCACCUAUUCUUUGAACAGCUCAUAGUCGAUUUUCUAAUCAAUAUUUGAGAUAUUCCAUGUUUCUAACUACGUUGGUAUUCUUUUGUUUGUGGGAAUCAGUGAAUGUUUCUCAAACUUGGCAGAUUUAAAGCAGAGGUGCUAAUUGUCGCCACAUUUUAUGCCGAUCUAUUUUCUUCUUCGCUAUCCACCUAUAUAAGUUUUCACUUAAAUUUAUCAUCGGAUUUGGGCCAAAUUGGAUAGAGCUUUGGCUUAUCAGUGAGUAUUGUGGAUUAGGAAGACUUUGACUGCAAGCAGUCCUAUGCUCAUCUCUGCAGAACCUGAUUUUGUUCAUUACAUAUGGUCCUACCCCAUUUUGAUUCUUGAGGAUGUGAUGAACCAACCCAUAAUGUUUUCAAAAAAGUGGUGGGGAAAGGCUGGUCGUAGCCUGUUCUUGGAAGUCAUGGGUUGGUGAAACUUAUUGCCAAGCUUAAUUAAGAAUUGGAACAAGACGGUCCUGUUUGGUAGAGUGGAGCAACAACUGCAGCAAUUAGAGGAUUCCAUUGUAGAGUUAGAGGUAGAUCUUGUUAACAAAGGGAUGGAGCUGGAGAAGUCUCUUCUACAGGAGGAAAUACUUAUUAAAACAGGAGGCCCGAGAGAAGUGGUUCAAGAAAAGAGAGAUGCUAAAUACGAUGAAAUUUCCUCAUGCUACUCUCCACAAGAUAUACAUGAUGAUCAUGAAGCAAUCAAGUAUUUUUUUUAAUGAUCUGCUCUCUUCAAGUGAUUCUAUCCCUAGCUAGUCAGUCUUGCUUAUUUUAUUACUCGGUGUUGUUGUAUUGGAAAGGAAAAAUGAGCAGUUAUAUAGAAUAAUGCCUUCAAUUGAGGAAGUACUAAAAGAGGUUUUGCAUGCAAGACAUUCUUCUUGAUAGCAGCACGAGUUCGGAUGGGUUUAUCUCGAGCUUUUACCUUGAAUAUUGUUGCAGGUAUAUCGUGAGGGUGGAUGUGUGCAUGGGAGGCUACAAAAGAUUUCAUUAAUGAUGCUUCUUUUCCUCCUUUUUCUUCCUCAUCUUCUUGGAAGGGAAGAAGUAUGGCUGAAAAUGUGUCCCUUACUCAGGAACUUGUGCUUUGUCUCAAUAAAAAGAGUUAAGGGGAUGCAAUUUAAUGGUUAAAGUUGACAUGGCCAAGCUAGCUAGGUAAGUAUAUGAUUGAUUGGAAUAUUGAAAAUUUUUGUCCAACAGUUUGGAGGAGUUUGGAUUUUCUGCGCCAUAUGCAAGAGACUGUUUUGAAUUUCAUUUAUUCAACAUGGUUUUUAAUUAUGAUGAAUGAGACAUAUAAGAGGUCUUUGUCGUCU